AUGUGUUUAUCUCGAAAGGAUUGGGGGAAUGAAUCGAAAAAAUCAGAUGAAUGGUUUUCAUCCUUACAGUACUUGCAUUGUAAUAUAAAUGAUUUAUCAAUUUCUGAAUCUUUUUUAGAUCCAGGAAGUGAGUUCGGAUCUUUGAAUGAUUCGACAAUUAAUGCCCUGGGGUGGGAAGCUGACAACUUAUCUAACUUCAAUAUAAAAGGUAGCUCUAAACAUAUCACUGAAUCACUGGGAUGGUUUACGGAUGUGCCAGUCAGUAUAAAAGAUAAGAAUGGUAAAACCGUCACAGCUACUGGAAAUUUUACUCGUAUUGAUAAUGGUGAACCCAAACCAAUGUUAUGUUUAGGUAUGACAUGGAUUCGAAAAGUUCAAGGUAUUCUCGAUCCAAAUAAAAACCAAUUUCAAAUAAAGUUACAUGGUAAAUCUUAUAUUAUUCCAACAUUCAGCAAGGCCCCAAUAGCAAAGGAUCCACCAAAAGAUAUAGAAACGUCAGAAGCAUUGGAUUCCAAUUUAUCUAGUGAAGAGUUUAAAAAAAAAUAA
This is a messenger RNA of Ambispora gerdemannii, 546 nucleotides long. NCBI's taxonomy places the organism in Eukaryota, Fungi, Glomeromycota, Glomeromycetes, Archaeosporales, Ambisporaceae. The record is from the annotation of a GenBank genome assembly.